AUGGCUUGUGAAGAAUCAAUAACAACACGAAUACAUCAUAGGGCGAUACCACCAAUUUACUUGUCAUAUUCUAAUCAAACUGGUUUUAUAGAACGAUAUUUUGUUGUUAAACUCUAUGAACAACUGGUAGGAAGUGGUUUAGGUGAAGGUGUGAUUUGGUUUGAUCAUCACCAAGGAAUACAUCCUGAUAAGUCGGCUACUUGGUUUGCUGAUCGUCUCGAAGCAAUUGACUUAUCAAUUGGCAGUAUUUUGAUACUAUCUAAUGCGUGUCAACAUCAACGUUUGAUGACAAUUGAAUCAAAAGCUAUUGCUGAUAGAAAACUUUUAUCGGGUACAUCAGCUGUAUAUGGUUUAUUUGUUAUUUUGUUAGAUGAAUGUCAUGAUUUUCAAUAUUUACGUUCCCGCGCAGACUUUUUCUAUGCUUUUAAUAAAACAGAUUCGAUGUCAGAAGUUGGAGAACGUGUAUCAAUGAUUUUAAAAGAAUUAUUAACAAAAUUAAUACCAUAUAAACAAUUUUGUUCGAUUCAAAAUAAUGCUACAAUGCAUGAACAUAAAAUAAAUGAAGAACCUAAACAGCUAUGUUCUUGGACAGCAAAAGAUAUUCAAUCGUUUAUAACUCGUGUUGGUGUUCAACAAUCAAGUCGAGAUAUAUUUGCCGAAAAACAAAUCGAUGGCUAUUUACUUUUAGCAUGUACUGAGAAUGAAUUAAAAGAUUAUUUUCAAAUGAAUAAUCGUAAAGUUCGACAAAUGUUAAUUGAGAAUGUUAUACAAACAAUUCAUCGUGAACGACAAACUUUACCUCAAUGGCAUUAUGAAGCAAAAAAAACCAAAGGAAAAAAUGAUUAUGUCUAUAUAAUUUAUGAUCCAGAGGAUCAUUCAAUAGCAAGUGAAGUUUCAAAUUUUUUAAAAGAUAAAAAGUUUCGAGUAUUUACACACAAUAUACGAUAUGGAAAAAACAAACAUGAAUUUGUAGCUUUAAAUGGACCUGUUAUGGCUCGAACAAAAGAUGUUAUUUUUUUGCUUACAGCAAAAUCGUGUCGUUCAACCUUUACAUUUCAUGAAUUAACAUUAGCUGAAUGGUUUGAAAAACCAAUUGUUACAGUUUAUCUAGAACAUGUUUGGACAAAUAUGAGAUCAUCAAUUCGAGCUUUACUUGCUGAUUAUCCAUCAGUUGAUUUUAUUCAUCAAUCACUGCAUGAAAGUCUUACAAUUUUACAUGCCUAUCUUCGUCCACAGAUGCUUUCAUCAGAAGAACCCGAUGACUAUGUUCAAAAACUUAAACAAACAAUUCGGCCACUAGCAAGUAUAGCAACAUAUAAUAGUAAUCUAAAACCAAAACCAUCAUGUUCAACGAAUGAAAACGGUUCGGCUAAUCAUCGUUUUGUUUAUUUAAGCUAUUCUAAAACAAGUGAAAAAUGGAACGUUAUUCAUGCUGUUGAACGUCUUAUUUUUGUACUUGAAGCAAAUCAUUUUCAUACUGGAAUUGCAACAGCAAAUACUAUCUCUAAUACUGACAGAGGAAGUGACCCUCUUCAUUUACCGAAAAUCUUAUCAAAACCUUCGUCUAUCAAUCCGAAUGAUUCGUAUAUUCAUGGUUUUAAUCCAUCAUCCAUAACAACUACAACGGCUGACAUCCGUCGUAUAAUGGGUCCAGGUGAUAUUCGUCAUUGCCGUGUAAUGAUUGUUUGUCUAACACCAAAAUAUUUUCGCAAUGAACAUUGUUUAAAUGAAUUACGAUUAUGUGAAAUAUAUCAAAAGCCAAUUCUUGUUGUGUUAUUGAGACAUAUGAAAUAUUAUCAUGCAAAUAAUAUUUCAAAUACAAAUGUAAGUCUCGAUGAACAAAUUAAUACUUUCAUACCAUCAAAGUUACCUAUGACAACAUUAAAUUUUUUACGUAAAAAUAUUCGUUCCUCAUGUAUUGAUUUAACAACAAACGAAUUAUUUUCAAGAAAUGUUCCAAUUUUAUUAAGAAGAUUAGAGGCAAUGCUCGGAAAACAUCGAAAUCAAGUGGAUGGAGCAAGUCAUUCUGUAAAUCCAAAUAAUUUUAGUCAAGCAAGUGAAGUUUUUUGA
Molecule: messenger RNA, 2070 nt
Organism: Rotaria socialis
Lineage: Eukaryota; Metazoa; Rotifera; Eurotatoria; Philodinida; Philodinidae
Source: the annotation of a GenBank genome assembly